This is a messenger RNA of Paralichthys olivaceus (Japanese flounder), 4654 nucleotides long. Lineage: Eukaryota; Metazoa; Chordata; Actinopteri; Pleuronectiformes; Paralichthyidae. The record is from RefSeq and is a predicted model, not a curated record.
AUGAGAACAUCAAACAUUUCCCUCUGCAGGCCGUUCCUGGUGCUGCCUCCGCUGAUGGAGUGGAUCCGGGUGGCGGUCGCCCACACGGAGCACCGGCGAAGCUUCUCCGUGGACAGCGACGACGUGAGGCAGGCCGCCAGGCUGCUGCUCCCCGGCGUGGACUGUGAACCACGACAGAUAAAAGCGGAGGAUUGUUUCUGUGCCACCAGGAAGUUGGACGCAGCCUCCACCGAGGCCAAGUUCCUGCAGGACCUGGGCUUCAGGAUGCUCAACUGCGGGCGGACGGACCUGGUCAAGCAGGCGGUGAACCUGCUGGGGCCUGAUGGCAUAAACAGCAUGAGCGAACAGGGGAUGACCCCUCUCAUGUACGCCUGCGUCCGUGGCGACGAGGCCAUGGUCCAGAUGUUGCUCGACGCCGGCGCCGACAUCAACAGCGAGGUGCCCACCACAGUAAACAAGCACCCCUCAGUUUAUCCCGAAACGCGCCAGGGGACGCCACUCACUUUCGCUGUGUUGCACGGACACGUCCCUGUCGUGCAGUUGUUGCUGGAUAACAGAGCGAAUGUCGAGGGCGCCCUGCAGGAUGGGGCUGAGAACUACACGGAGACGCCGCUUCAGCUCGCCGCCGCCGCAGGUAACUUUGAGUUGGUGAGUUUGCUUUUGGAAAGAGGGGCAGACCCCAUGAUUGGGACCAUGUGUCGAAACGGCAUCUCGUCUGCUCCACUGGGCGACAUGAACUCCUACAGCCUGGCAGCAGCACACGGCCACAGGAACGUCUUUCGAAAGCUGCUGUCCCAGUCGGAGAAGGACAAGGGGGACGUUCUGUCCCUGGAGGAGAUCCUGGCCGAGGGCUCGGACCCCGGGGAGAAGAGGUUGGCUCUGCAGGCCAACAGCGGCAGCGGGACCCUGCGAACAGGAAAGGCCAAACUGAGAGCCCUGAGAGAGGCCAUGUACCAUAGUGCAGAGCACGGCCAUGUGGACAUCACCAUAGACAUCCGCAGCUUAGGCGUUCCCUGGACGCUGCACACCUGGCUCGAGUCCCUGCGUACCUGCUUCGUCCAGCACCGCCGGCCGCUCAUCCAGGGCCUGCUCAAAGACUUCAGCUGCAUCCAGGAGGACGAGUACACGGAGGAGCUGAUCACGCACGGCCUGCCGCUCAUGUUCCAGAUCCUCCGCACCAGCAAGAACGAGGUGAUAAGCCAGCAGCUGUCAGUUAUUUUCACCCAGUGUUACGGGCCCUUCCCCAUCCCCAAGCUGACGGAGAUCAAGAGGAAACAGACCUCGCGCUUAGACCCUCUCUUCUUAAACAACAAGGACAUCUCUGACGUCACGUUCCUGGUGGAGGGGAAACCGUUUUAUGCACAUAAGGUUUUGCUGUUCACAGCUUCACCCAGGUUCAAGUCGCUGCUUCAAAACCGGCCAGCAGCAGAGAACACCUGUAUUGAGAUCAGUCACGUCAAGUACAAUAUAUUUCACUUGGUGAUGCAGUAUCUGUACUGUGGAGGCACUGAGUCUUUGCACAUACGCAACACUGAAGUCAUGGAGCUCCUCUCUGCAGCCAAGUUCUUCCAACUAGAGGCCCUUCAGAGACACUGUGAGAUCAUCUGCUCCAAGAACAUCACCACGGAAACCUGCGUGGACCUCUACAAACACGCCAAGUUCCUCGGUGCCUCUGAGCUUACGGCUUUCAUCGAGGGCUAUUUCCUGAAGAACAUGGUGCUGCUGAUCGAGCUCGACGCCUUCAAGCAGCUUCUGUACGAACCCCCUCCGGCCGAGAGCCCCGCGUCCAGCCCCGGCAUCUGCUCCGACAUCCUCCUCGACCUGGAGAAGACUCUGGCCACUCGCAUCCACUCCAUCCACCUCUCCACCUCCAAGGGCUCUGUGGUGUGACGCCGUCCCCUCCGGAGCCUUUCUGAUCCGGCCGCAGCAUCCAUGUAACACGUCCAUUAACACACAGUCGCCCCGUCCACCUGUCCUGGCCCCACUGAUGAUGAUGAGGAGGAGGAGGAGGAGUUUUUUAAGUCAGUGAUUCCCUUUAAUUCUGCCUGUUGCAGCUAACUGAAGUUAGACGUGACAAAAUCAGAGAGAGAACUUUCUCACUCGUCGUCCUACUGCUCCCACUGAUCACUUCACAGCCCAUACAGUCAGAAAAACUGAAAAUAAUAGCAAUGCAUUUAAAAAAACACACAACCCAACAGUAUAACUUAGACCAAACCACGAUUAUACAACUUUCUAUUGUAUUUCAGAUAGAAAACGUGCAUGAAAUACAGACUAUUUACCUUUUCUUUUUUUCUUUUUUUUUGCUUAAAGAAAGGUAGAGUAGAAUUUAAACUCAAUAAAAGCAGCUUUCUCGUCAUCUCUGUCACGAGACUUUGGUUUACAGGUAACAUCACUUCAUGGAAGUGGAAGCCGUCACAGUAUGAAGUUUCACACAAGCCAAAACGUGAAAAUAAUCUUACUACACAACCGAUAAAAGUGAUUAGUAGCAAUUCCAGCAGACAGAUUCUUCGGUGGACGUUUCACUCUGUCUCUGCUGUGUUGGUUUCUCACUGUGUUAUAUAUAUAUCGACUGUGUGCAGAGGCCAAACCAAUCACACAAACUUCCACCGUCCGUGGCCGAACACCUCAGCGCUGAUCCGGACGAGAGACGGCCGCGCUCAGUGAAAAUCUAUGCUUGACACGCGGACGUCCACCGGGGAAAUGAACUUGUGAUAACUCCGCGAACACUGUCGUUUUGGGUUCUUUUUGCAUGACCCCUCCUCAAACUGAGCUGCCCCCCCGAUGUCGCUUUUUAUGCAGAGCUUACUUCAACAACCACUUUCCAAAAAGAAAGGGGGGGGAGGGGAAAAGGCUGCUUAUUAAACUUUCUAUCCACCGCAGAACAGACGGGACUGAGCGGGACGGACGAUGGAUCUUUGAUUGGCGGGGAGUUUCUCUUCAAGCAAAGUGUAAAUACGUCCUGAACAUCAUCGUGCUGGUUCUUUUGUUCUUUUUCUUUUUUUGUAAACUGAUGUACAGUAUUCUCCUACACUCGCUCGGCUAACGACACCGGUCUCAUUGAAUUGAAUGUUGCUCCCUGGACAGUUUGUUCCUGCUGUGUGUCUCUGUUUAUGCAAAGUUGCAUGUUUAAUCUGUUUCAGUACGACUCCUCUGUUUCGCUGUGCUCUGUGUGUAGACGGGUAGGACUGAGUGUGUUCCAGCUGAAGUUCAGUCACAGGAUGUUCCCUUUUUACUUUAACGUUCAGGGUCGAUCACGCGAUGCAUUUUAAAGCCACUUUUUUGCUUUUUCGACUUUUCACCUCAUCUUCUCAGUAACAUCAGCACUGAAUUUAUUAGUAGACGAUGUUUUACGACAAAUGUUUUUCUGACCACCUGCUUUUCUGGACGCGCCGGACACUUUUGGAAAAUAAGAAACGAUGCAUGCAGUGCAGACGUUCCCACUGAAAGGGCAGCAGAUGAAAACAUCCAGUCUUCUUAUUGUUUCCAACUCCUGACAUCUGGAUGAAACAUGUAUUAAUUAGCAUUUUCUUUUGCUUGUUUUGGGAAAAUUAAUUUUAAAUUUGUUCUAAAUUCAGAUGUUAAGUUGGUUAGUGUGCAAAACAUGAACUGCUGCGUAAGAAAACGUCUGUUUCUGAUGAAAACGUUAAGGUAUGUUCAAGCCUGGGAAACUGGAAACUUUAAUAAGACUGAUGAGGAAGUUUUCAACAAGAAACUCCCAACUACUGAUGUUAAACUGAUGUUCCGUGUUGUGUCUAUUGAAGGUGGAAGCUGGAGAUCUUUUUGCUUCUGAGUCAAAUCCACAUGAAUUGCAAAUUUUUUUUUAUUCCCUGAUUUCAACAAACAAACCUGAAUGAAUCUGAUCCAACUGGCUUCUUCUCCAUGGCAACAGCAGCCGAGGCUCGAAGCAUCGAACAGAUGUAACCUGAUUCCUUCAGUGAGGAAACUGAAAUAAAGAAACAGGCGGUCACACAGUCCCCUGAGCUAACAGGAUUCUUAGAGUUUCUGAAAGAGGCACAUGUUUGUUGUGAAUCUAGAAUGGAAGGAAAAUGUUUUAUUCUAAAGCUAAAGAAAAGGGAAUAGAUCUCAAACACCUGAACCACUUGGGGGGAAAGAGGGGGAACUUUUAUUCUGGAAAAUAUUUAUAAAUGAUACAAAUAAUGAAUUGAAUGAUGCAAAAAUACAAAUGAACACAACCGGAAUAACGUUUUAUUACAAAAAUAGCAGAUUGGUGUCGGUUGAAUGAUUUGUUGUGAGUUGCGGUUCCUCUUUUUGUGGCUUCAGUUUAAAGUUGUUGUUCAGCAUUAAUUUGAUUCCUGAUGAAGCUCCUUGAAGAAAUGUUGCAUGAAUUUGGAAAUUCAACUUUUAUUUAGUAUUUCAAGUAAAACACGUCGACCUUUUCACUCGGACACGACACAUCUCAACGAUUUUCCAUCCGGUGUAAUUUAAUGAAUGUAACAGUGAAAAAAGCUGCUUCCCUCGGUUUCUAUCGGCUCUCGAUGCAAAGUGUCCUCAUACGUUGUGGUGGAUGUUUCCGCAUUAAUCUGAUUUUACCUUCAGAUAAAACACAAAACUUUUGAUUUCAAAUAUUGUAGCACACUCAAAAAAAAACAUUACUCAAAAUAUUUGUUUUGGGGCCAAAACCCAAGAGAAACAC